This is a messenger RNA of Patella vulgata (common limpet), 2509 nucleotides long. Its product is annotated as leucine--tRNA ligase, mitochondrial. The transcript has 9 exons. The coding region runs from base 137 to 1162 and encodes 341 amino acids. Gene Ontology annotation, molecular function: leucine-tRNA ligase activity; ATP binding. The record is from RefSeq and is a predicted model, not a curated record. Gene Ontology annotation, cellular component: mitochondrion. NCBI's taxonomy places the organism in Eukaryota, Metazoa, Mollusca, Gastropoda, Patellidae. Gene Ontology annotation, biological process: leucyl-tRNA aminoacylation; mitochondrial translation.
ACCUACCAUUUGAUACACAACUAGCUAAUACAUACAUGCCUGUAGAUCUUUAUAUAGGGGGGAAAGAACAUGGUGAGAUUCUGUACUUCAUUUGUACUUUGCAAGAUUCUUCAAUCAUUUUCUAAAUGAUAUUGGAAUGGUCAAGCACAGAGAACCAUUUGUUGACCUUUUGACCCAAGGAAUGGUGAUGGGUCAAAGUUACAAGGUCAAAUCUACAGGUCAAUAUAUACCUGCAGAAGAAGUGGAGGUCACAGGUAAUACAGCCAAACAAAUAUCAACUAAUGAACCAGUAGAAUUACGGUGGGAGAAGAUGAGUAAAUCAAAAUAUAAUGGUGUUGACCCACAGGAAGUGUUAGAAGAAUUUGGUAUUGAUUCAACUAGAUUAUGUAUUAUGGGUAACGUUUCUCCUAUGUCAAAUAGACAUUGGUCUAAUAAAGAAUUUAAAGGUAUUGUGAAGUGGCAGUAUAGAAUUUGGAAUCUGGUUGGUGAAUAUUUAACUCACUCAGGAAAAGAUAACCCUGUACCAUCUUCUAAACAAGAACUUGAUCAAUAUGAUAAAGAAAUAUUUGAGAAGAGAAAUCAGGCUGUUAGAGAGGUUUCCUUUCAUUUUAAGAAGACUUAUUUAUUAAAUACAGCCAUUUCACAACUUCAGAGUUUUACAAAUAUAUUGAAGAAAUGUCCACAUGGUAUUAUGUAUGAAAGUUAUGAAUUUGAAAGAAGUUUAUGUGAUUUAAUUAUAAUGAUAUCACCUUUUGUUCCGAUGUUUGCCUCAGAAGUGUGGACAGCUUUAACAUCUGUAGCUAGACAAACAGAUCAUAUAUAUCAGUGGAGUGAAGUUGUGUUAAAUCAGAAAUGGCCAAUUGUUGAUGAAUAUUAUCAGUAUCCAUUACAAGUUAAGUUUAAUAAUGGUGAUUGGGGUGAGGUAAAACUACCUGUAGGGAGUUUGAAUAACUUGUCGACAGAACAAGCCAAAGAUGUUUUAUAUCAGAAUCAGCCAUUUCAAGAGUACUGUAAAGACAGAGUGUUAUCAGACUUUAAAUUGAUAGUUAAAAAAGAUUAUAGAGCUGAAAUAUAUAUUACAUCAAAAUACACUGAGGAGAAGAAAUUAGAGAUGAAAAAAGCCAAAUCCAUGAAAUCAAAGAGUAUAGCACAAAAUAACUGAUGAAACCAAUUCGAUUUUCAGUAGGGGUUUGUAAUAUGGUUUCAGCACUUGGAAUUUCAUGGAUUUUUUCCCUGAUUUAGACAAGUUGUUUUGAAGGGACAGUCCCAGAUUGUACAGGGUUGAUAAACACAGGAUAAUUUAAGGAAAUGAAAUGUCGUUUAAAACCCUACUUUUCUGUCCCGACUGAUAAUUUAAGGAAUUCCGUUGUUGUUAAGUUGUACAAGUGACUGGGUAAUAGAGAUACACUUUUACCACUUAUGCAUGUAUGUAUGUAGACGUUGGCUACUCAGGCACUUGGGGACUUAAUCACCACAUAUCCAAGCGGAAAGUUAGUAUUUCUGCGAAAGAGUAACGGAGAGCUUCAAAUAGUUAUACAGAACUAGUACUGCUGAGCUUGGGAUGGUUGCACAGGACAAGGAUAAGGUACCACCGAGCUUAAGGAUAAGGUCCCACUGAACUUGCGAUAGUUGUACAGGAAAAGGACAAAACUAUAAUCACUCAAACUUAGUAUUAGUCAAAUAGUAAUGGGGAGAGAGAAUACCAACAAGCAUGUAAAUUAGUAUUGACUGUAUCUGUGGCAAUUUUCGACAUAAAUCAGUGCCAUAUUAUUUACAUAAGUGUAUUAUUAUUAUAUAAGUAUUAUAUACUUGUUUUGUUUAUAGAGUAUAGUAUGAAUAUAUAUUAAACUUAUUGCAACAUUUGAAGAGUAUUUUACACAGAUUCAUCUUGUUCUAAAGCCAAGAGCACGGUCAUUUUCCAGGGCAAUUUGUAAGGAAUUUUUAUUUGCCAUCAUAUUCAUAUUACUAGAACAAAUCACCCAUAAUUAAUCAUUGUGAUGGCAACAGCCAUUUCUGGCGGCUCUGAAAUCGUGUAUAUAAGUGGCGUGUGUGUGGUAACAAGCAAUAUUUUUGUUUCACCAACAUGUUGCUGGGCAUAACGAGAUUUUAAACCAUAGAUGUUGCAAGUUUGAUCUGUCACAUGAUGAGCUGUAGAAAUCUUUGAAAAUCUGGAAAUAUACUCAUGUCUGGAAAUGCACACACGUCUAUGAUUUUGACUGUAGGGUUGGUUACCCAGAGUUGCUCAUUGCUUCAACAAACCUGUGUGACUACAAACAGUGGAUAUCUUUAACAGCAAAUAAAUAAAAUGUGUCCAUUCCCUCUAUAAAUCACUAUAAUGUAUAAAAAGAUGCUAUCUUUAAAUACAGAUCAUAUAAAGAUACAAUCUUAUCAACAUAUUUCAUUGAUCGAGACUAACAUAUGGCCAUGUGAAGUAAUUUGUCAGGGCGGUAGUCAGAUGGCAUUAACCCACUGAUUAAAUAAAAGAUAUUAUUUUAUGAUCAGUAGUGGA